AUGACUACCCACGGCCCGAACGAGGAGUUCGUUUGCGAACGACGCCGCGAGUUGCUAAACUCGCUCCAGGACUUGCUUAGGACCAUUCAGCCCGAGGGAGUUUCCUCUACUUCCUGGGCAGCUCUGUGGCUGGCAGACCUCGAGAAACUUGAAGCUCUCCUUCACCCAAGUCAACGGGAUAGGCUUCACAACCUACUCAAACUCACGACCAAUGACAUCGUUACCAAAUGGCAACAGCGUGAUUCUUCGAAGUCCCGCUCCCCAUCGCCUUCAGCAGCGCAGUCCCCAUUGGCCUCACCGCGCGGGAGUCCCAGCCAGCCAGCCCCGCUUCACCGUUCUGCCGUCGAGAGACAAGUGGGUUUACAGCGCGACGACCAUGAAGAUGAGCGCAGCAAGGAGCCAACUCCGCAGCCAACGUCACAGCCAGCCACACCUCCAGCUAAACGCCAGCGCAGGGGCUCCGGUCGAUUGAUAUCAGCGUCAAUGCAAUGUCGAUCUAGAGAUGAGUAUAGGUGCCUAAUUACAAAAUCUCUCGACCCCGUUGACGCCGCGCAUAUCUUUCCGCACUCAAUGAGAGGUUCCUUGUCAACAACCAAUAAACACUACUCAUUUUGGUCUUUGCUGAAGUUAUUCUGGACGGAGCGUCGCAUCAGUGACUGGAUGGCUGCCGCAUUUUUACGAGGCACUACGGAGGUAGUGGAGAACUUGCUUUGUUUUGCACCCACAAUUCACAGGUGGCAUUUAAAGGGCCUGUUUGGGUUGCAGCCAAUUCGCCGGUCCGAAGACGGCAAGGAAUUCACUGUCAAGUUCUACUGGCUGCCGUUGCGGAAGCCAGCUGCGAAAGUCCACCUGUUGACUGACCCUACCAUACCGGAGGAUCUCGUUGGUAUCAACAAAGACUACAGGGCCUGGAACGUUCUUACCGGCGAGGAGAUUGCGUCUGGGCGAGAGAUCGUCCUGACGACCAGUGACCCCGAUAACCUCCCAUUGCCAAGCUGGGAUCUCCUCGAAUUGCAAUGGACCCUGCAGCGCCUGGCGGCAUUAAGCGGGGCGGCGGAUGUCUUCGCUGAUACCAUUGACGAUGACGAUAGCAGUGGUAUUUUGUGGGAGGACGAAGACGAGAGUGUCCGUCACUGUGACAGCGUUGCAUCAUCGCCUGACGAGGGGAUCGAGCCGCUGUCGCUCUCCCCACAAGCUCCAAAAGUCGUUAGCACGACGAGCAAUGCUAUGGAUGUCCCCGCAAACGAGCAGGCUCUCGCAUAA
Nannizzia gypsea CBS 118893 is the source of this 1263-nucleotide messenger RNA. RefSeq lists its product as hypothetical. The record is from RefSeq and is a predicted model, not a curated record. NCBI's taxonomy places the organism in Eukaryota, Fungi, Ascomycota, Eurotiomycetes, Onygenales, Arthrodermataceae. The coding region runs from base 1 to 1263 and encodes 420 amino acids. The transcript has a single exon.